GCUAGUGUUUGCUCACUGGGCUUCUCUGUUAUUGCAUUAGUGUCUCGUGGGCGCUACUGUGAGCUCACAUCACAAAUCUCAGAGGGCGCUCUUUUCUCUUUUAGUUCAGUGAAGAGUCUGUUCUCUUUCUCUGUGAUGUCAUGGCUCUGAAUGAGUCUGGCCAGGAGGACGUUCUGAUCGCUCACCAGCAGAUGUUCCAGGUCCAGCUGACAGCUGAGGGACCGCUGACCAAACUCCUGGUGGCCGUCUUCAUGUCGGCCCUCUUCAUCUCCAUCAACAGCAUCAUGUUCGUCACACUGCGGAGCAAGGCUGUGUUCAGAGACACCCCUCGCUACGUGCUCUUCGCUCACAUGCUCUGCAACGACUCCAUCCAGCUGCUCUUCUCCUCACUGAUGUACAUCAUUUCCUUGUGUUAUGUUCAGGUGGCCAAAGCCGUGUGCUCCAUUUUAAUCCUAGUGACUGCCUCCACGUCACGAAACGCUCCCAUAAAUCUAGCUGUGAUGUCCCUGGAGCGUUACGUGGCCAUUUGCUUUCCUCUGCGACACGGUGAGAUUGCCACCAAGAGGAGAACGGGUGCUGCCAUCUCUGUCAUUUGGUUCUUUGGGGCGGUAAAUCCUGUCAUCGACAUUCUCUACACCUCGUCCACCGACCCCACAUUCUUCAGCGAGCGCAUGUUCUGCACACGGGAGAGAAUAUUCACAGCGCCAUGGCAACGGGAGCUGUUUGAGGGCCUCAAUGCCUUCUACUUUGUCGCCGUGACGCUGAUCAUUGUCUUCACCUACAUCAGUGUGAUGGUUGCAGCUCGAUCUGCCUCCAGUAAUAAAGAAUCGGCAAAGAAAGCCCACAGGACUCUCCUGCUGCACCUCAUCCAGCUGGGCCUGUGCCUUAACACACUGGUGUUCGGCAGCAUAGAGAGGCUUCUGGCUAUGACCAGCAGCAGUCGUCUGUUCAUGGACCUGCGCUACGUCAACUUUCUCCUUGUUCUCAUUCUGCCUCGGUGCCUGAGCCCCCUGAUCUACGGCCUGAGGGAUGACACUGUGCGGCCCUUGUUCUUGUUUUAUUUACAGUGUAGCACGCACAGAGUCAAGCCUAAUGUCAAUAUGCACUGACUAACAUUCUAAGGCUAGUAUUUAAUGCUCUAUUUCACAUAAAAGCUAUAAUUCGCUGAUAGUAGAUAGAAGAAAGCUUGCAGUGGUGGCCAGGAUGGGAGACAGUGAACAGGUUUUCAUGUCAGACAUGGUUGAUGCACGUAAGCCACCACGUUUUUUUUCUUCUUUCUUUUGUUUAAAUGUUAUUUUUAUACUUGUACUCUGUUUUGCUAGUUCAUUUGUCUCAAAAUAGAAACUUGUCUCUAACCUCUGACAAUAGAAAAACAAAUCAAAUGUGAUAAGAUCAAAGUGAUAUGCUUUUGUUUUGCUUUGCUUAGGGAGCCUAUUAGCCGAUUGCUCUGUCCAAAAUGACUCUGUUUUUAAUACAUAUUAUUCGAUCUCAUUAUAAUCUUAUUAAUUAUUUUAAAUUAAUUUAUUAUCUUUUUUG
Clupea harengus (Atlantic herring) is the source of this 1536-nucleotide messenger RNA. RefSeq names its product odorant receptor 131-2-like. NCBI's taxonomy places the organism in Eukaryota, Metazoa, Chordata, Actinopteri, Clupeiformes, Clupeidae. The record is from RefSeq and is a predicted model, not a curated record. Gene Ontology annotation, biological process: G protein-coupled receptor signaling pathway; detection of chemical stimulus involved in sensory perception of smell. Gene Ontology annotation, molecular function: G protein-coupled receptor activity; olfactory receptor activity; odorant binding. Gene Ontology annotation, cellular component: membrane.